Messenger RNA from Gossypium arboreum, 711 nucleotides. RefSeq lists its product as uncharacterized. The record is from RefSeq and is a predicted model, not a curated record. Bases 1 to 711 code for a protein of 236 amino acids. NCBI's taxonomy places the organism in Eukaryota, Viridiplantae, Streptophyta, Magnoliopsida, Malvales, Malvaceae. The transcript has 2 exons.
AUGUCUCACCGAGCUCUUAAAAAUCAAGUGGGGAAAACAGCGAACACUCUAAAUUCAAGGCCACAAGGAACAUUGCUAAGUGAUACUGAAAUUUUGAGAAUCCAAGGGAAGGAGCAGUGCAAGGCCACUACCCUUAGAAGUGGGACUAAGUUGGAUGAAGUUGUUCAAGAUGCCAUGACAGAAGAAGACAAAUCCAACUGCAAUCACGAAAAGAUCUCAGAACCUACUGAACGACAAAAAGCACCUGAAAAAGGUACACAUAGAAAUGUUGUGAUAAAAUCAGAUCAUGUUGCCAACAAAAAUGUCACACAAAACAAUAUCGGUAACCUGAAGGAUGACCACCUUUACAUUUUCCUCAGAGAUAUCAAAAUGCUAAACAGGAAAAUUCAGUUUAAAAGGUUUUUAGAUGUUUUGAAGCAACUCUAUAUCAACAUACCGUUAGUAGAAACUUUGGAGCAAAUGCCUAAUUAUGUAAAAUUUAUAAAAUACAUAUUGUCAAAAAGCCACAGAUUGGGAGAAUUUGAGACUACUGCUCUCACUGAAGGGUGCACAGCAAUGUUGAUGAAUAAAUUAGCUCCAAAGUUGAAGGAUCCAGGGAGUUUCACUAUCCUGUGUUCAAUUGGAAAUCAUUAUGUUGGAGAGGACAAGGUCAGUGAUGUAGAGCCCGUUGCGAUGAAUCCUGCCAAUGAAAAGAAUGCACCAAAGCACUAG